Molecule: messenger RNA, 3314 nt
Organism: Tupaia belangeri chinensis (Chinese tree shrew)
Lineage: Eukaryota; Metazoa; Chordata; Mammalia; Scandentia; Tupaiidae
Product: RING finger protein 10
Exons: 19
Coding region: 1-2436 (811 amino acids)
Biological process (GO): positive regulation of transcription by RNA polymerase II; positive regulation of myelination
Molecular function (GO): metal ion binding; transcription cis-regulatory region binding
Source: RefSeq, a predicted model, not a curated record
AUGAAGGCCGAGAACCGCUGCCGUCGCCGACCCCCGCCGGCCCCGAACGCCAUGAGCCUGGGUCCCCGCCGCGCCCGCUCCGCUCCGACCGCUGUCGCCGCCGAGGCCCCCGUUGAUGCCGGAGCCUCGGCGGGGCCAGCCGGCGAGUCUAAACCCAAGAGCGAUGGAAAGAACUCAAAUGGAUCCAAGCGUUAUAAUCGCAAACGUGAACCUUCCUACCCCAAAAAUGAAAAUUGUAGCAACCAGACCCGUCGCUCCAAUUCACAGAAAAGCAAAACUUUUAACAAGAUGCCUCCUCAAAGGGGUGGCGGCAGCAGCAAACCCUUUAGCUCUUCUUUUAAUGGUGGAAGACGAGAUGAGGUAGCAGAGGCUCAACGGGCAGAGUUUAGCCCUGCCCAGUUCUCUGGUCCUAAGAAGAUCAACUUGAACCACUUGUUGAAUUUUACUUUUGAACCCCGUGGCCAGGCGGGUCACUUUGAAAGCAGUGGACAUGGCAGCUGGGGAAAAAGGAACAAGUGGGGGCAUAAGCCUUUUAACAAGGAACUCUUUUUACAGGCCAACUGCCAGUUUGUGGUGUCUGAAGAUCAAGACUACACAGCUCAUUUUGCCGAUCCUGAUACUUUAGUUAACUGGGACUUUGUGGAACAAGUGCGCAUUUGUAGCCAUGAAGUGCCAUCUUGCCCAAUAUGCCUCUACCCACCUACUGCAGCCAAGAUAACCCGUUGUGGACACAUCUUCUGCUGGGCAUGUAUCCUGCACUAUCUUUCACUGAGUGAGAAGACCUGGAGUAAAUGUCCCAUCUGUUACAGUUCUGUGCAUAAGAAGGAUCUCAAGAGUGUUGUUGCCACCGAAUCACGUCAGUAUGUUGUUGGUGAUACCAUUACGAUGCAGCUGAUGAAGAGGGAGAAAGGGGUGUUGGUGGCUUUGCCCAAAUCCAAAUGGAUGAAUGUAGACCAUCCCAUUCAUCUCGGAGAUGAACAGCACAGCCAGUACUCCAAGUUGCUGCUGGCCUCCAAGCAGCAGGUGCUGCACCGGGUAAUUCUGGAAGAGAAAGUGGCAUUAGAGCAGCAAUUGGCAGAGGAGAAGCACACCCCCGAGUCCUGCUUUAUUGAGGCAGCUAUCCAGGAGCUCAAGGCUCGGGAAGAGGCUCUGUCCGGGUUGGCUGAAAGCAGAGGGGAAGUGACUGGUGUCGUGGCUGCUCUGGAACAACUGGUGCUGAUGGCUCCCUUGGCGAAGGAGUCGGGUUUUCAACCCAGGAAGGGCGUGCUAGAGUACCUGUCUGCUUUUGAUGAAGAAACCACAGAAGUGUGUUCUCUGGACUCUUCUCGUCCUCUCGCUCUCCCUCUGGUAGAGGAAGAAGAAGUCUUUGAACCAGAGCUUGAGGGUUUGUCAGAAGCCUGCGAAGACUUGGAAUUAGCAGAUGACAAUCUUGGAGAGGGGACCUCUUGUGUGGAGUCCAGCCAGCAAGAACCCACCAUCAAGCCAGGCCUCACGCCCCUGAGCAGCUCUCCUUGUUACUACUUUUACCAAGCGGAGGAUGGGCAGCACAUGUUCCUGCACCCUGUGAAUGUCCGCUGCCUCGUGCGGGAAUAUGGCAGCCUGGAGCAGAGCCCUGAGAAGAUCUCAGCAACUGUGGUAGAGAUCGCUGGCUACUCCAUGUCCGAGGAUGUUCGACAGCGUCAUAGAUAUCUCUCUCACUUACCACUCACCUGUGAGUUCAGCAUAUGUGAACUGGCCCUGCAGCCUCCUGUGGUCUCUAAGGAAACCCUGGAGAUGUUCUCAGAUGACAUUGAGAAGAGGAAGCGGCAGCGCCAGAAGAAGGCUCGGGAGGAGCGCCGCCGAGAGCGCAGGAUUGAGAUGGAAGAGAACAAGAAGCAGGGCAAGUACCCAGAAGUCCACAUUCCUCUCGAGAAUCUACAGCAGUUUCCUGCCUUCAAUUCCUAUACCUGUUCUUCUGAUUCUGCUUUGGGUCCCACCAGCACUGAGGGCCAUGGGGCCCUCUCCCUUUCUCCUCUUAGCAGAAGUCCAGGUUCCCAUCCAGACUUCCUGCUGACCCCUCUGUCACCCACUGCCAGUCAGGGCAGUCCCUCAUUCUGCGUUGGGAGUCUGGAAGAAGACUCUCCUUUCCCUUCCUUUGCUCAGAUGCUGAGGGUUGGAAAAGCAAAAGCAGAUGCGUGGCCCAAAACUACUCCAAAGAAAGAUGAGAACAACUUAGUUCCUCCUGCCCCUGUGGACAGUGAUGGGGAGAGUGAUAACUCAGACCGUGUUCCUGUGCCCAGUUUCCAAAAUUCCUUCAGCCAAGCUAUUGAAGCAGCCUUCAUGAAACUGGACACACCAGCCACUUCAGAUCCCCUCUCUGAAGAUAAAGGAGGAAAGAAAAGGAAGAAACAGAAACAGAAGCUGCUGUUCAGCACCUCAGUCGUCCACACCAAGUGACACUACUGGCCCAGGCUACUUUCUCCAUCUGUUUUUCUUUUUUCUGUGCUUUUGUUUUGCUGCUGUAAUUUUUAAGUAUUUGAGUUUGAACACAUUAGCUCUGGGGGUGGGUUGGGGUGGGGGUUUCCACAACGUGAGGGGGAACCAAGAAAAUUUUAAAUACAGUGUAUUUUCCAGCUUCCCGUCUUUACACCAAAAUAAAGUAUUCACACUCACAAGAGAUCUCUUCCUGCCAAGAUUUUGAGUUUGUUGCCAGGUUAGUCUUUUUGACCCUUGUGUCAUUAAUUUUUUUUUUAACCUAAAUAAGUUUGAGUCCCUUUUAUGGUCCGAGUCUGGGGUUUCUUGGUAUCAGUACAUCUACCAGUUUGGCUUUGAAAAGUAGUGGAAUUUUUCCCCUUUCCUGUUCAGUUCUCUUGUUAAAGAGAGGGAUGGGCAUGAAAUGGAUUUAGGACAGCUGGCUCAUUGUUGUUCAUCUGACAGGGCCAAGCUGUAGGUGCCAGACGUGGCUUGCCAGUGGGACCAGGUAGGUUGUGCUUGGUGCUUGCAUAUGUGAGCAGGGCUUUGCCUCUUGGAUAUAGUUUUGUUUGGUAAGGAAAGCUGCAGCUGUCACUUAGGAAGCCCUGGGACUGUCAUCCUCAGAUAAGCUUGUUUUAAGUGAUAAGCUGAGUUUCAGCAACAGAGGCAUCUGGCACACCUGCAGGAGACAGGGCAGUUUGCUUCAAAGCAGUAGAAUUACCCAGUGUCUCCUAGAGCAGUUUUCUUCUGCCUUGGUUUGAGCUGAAUUUGAGUAAUGUACAUUUUUUGCCGCAUAAUAAAGUGACCUCUAGGUGUAAUAGAAUAUGAAGGAAAUAGUUGCAAUAAAUCACCUGCACAAGCAA